Pristis pectinata (smalltooth sawfish) is the source of this 3120-nucleotide messenger RNA. It is a transcript of the gene lin7a, whose product is annotated as lin-7 homolog A (C. elegans). The transcript is spliced from 6 exons. NCBI's taxonomy places the organism in Eukaryota, Metazoa, Chordata, Chondrichthyes, Rhinopristiformes, Pristidae. Gene Ontology annotation, biological process: neurotransmitter secretion; maintenance of epithelial cell apical/basal polarity; protein localization to basolateral plasma membrane. The record is from RefSeq and is a predicted model, not a curated record. Gene Ontology annotation, cellular component: cell-cell junction; synapse; MPP7-DLG1-LIN7 complex. Gene Ontology annotation, molecular function: L27 domain binding. Bases 259 to 942 code for a protein of 227 amino acids.
ACAGUCACAAACUCCUCAGUUGUGACAAACUAUGGCAGGCAGUCUGUGUAACGUGGGAAGUUUGAGCAGAUAUGUUGGACACUGAGUGGUCUGGCGCGGUUCAUUGAUCCCUCUCGAGUGUACCUGCUUCGGUUGGUAACGCCGAGCGACUUGAACAAUGCACCCAGGGUGAUUUCUGCGUGUGUGCUGUUGCCGCUUGCUUCUUCCGAGCUGAUGUGGGAGCAGCGUCACUCUAGCCUUCCUCACACCCGCUGCUGAAUGCGCUCCUCCUUCCCCGAGGCUGCAGCAGACAUGGCGACAACACUGCAGCCGCUUACAUUGGAACGAGAUGUGGCUCGAGCCAUUGAAUUGCUGGAAAAACUCCAAGAAAGUGGAGCAGUACCAAUCCACAAACUGCAGUCGUUGCAGAGAGUGCUGCAGAGUGAAUUCUGCACAGCUGUCAGAGAGGUGUUCGAGAGUAUAUAUGAGAAUUUAGACAUCAAUGGCAGCCCAGAAGGUAGAGCCAGUGCUACUACCCAGGCCACAGUGGCCGCUUUUGCUGCAAGUGAAGGCCAUUCUCAUCCUCGUGUUGUGGAAUUACCAAAAACUGAAGAAGGCCUUGGAUUUAACGUGAUGGGUGGAAAAGAACAAAAUUCACCGAUUUACAUCUCUCGCAUUAUUCCUGGAGGUGUUGCAGAUAGACAUGGAGGCCUAAAGCGUGGAGAUCAGUUAUUGUCUGUCAACGGAGUAAGUGUGGAAGGGGAACACCAUGAAAAGGCAGUAGAAUUGCUGAAGGCUGCUCAGAACAGUGUGAAACUGGUAGUUCGUUACACUCCCAAGGUGCUGGAAGAAAUGGAGGCAAGGUUUGAGAAACUGCGAACUGCCCGACGCAGGCAGCAGCAGCAACUUCUGCUCCAACAGCAACAGCAACAGCAGCAAGUUCAACAAAAUCAUAUGUCAUAGAUUUGUCAAGAAGGAAUUUCCAGGCUCUAAGUGAUGAUGGUUGCCAAUUCAAAAGAGCAUACUGCAAUCAGUGGUUUUGCUGUGGGGAAGAAAAGCAACCUUCAGAUACAGUAGAUCAUUUGUGAAGAUGUGUAUAUAAUUCAUUCAAACCCAAGAUACUGUGUACAUCAUGCUGUAAAUGAUUGUGAAGUUUUAGCUAAGCUUAGUGUAGCUUAGAACAAAAUGGCACAAGAUUUUUUGAAAAAUAAUUGAAUGUCUCUAUUUAGAGUCAUAGUAACUGAUGCAAGUUAGAAUUUUUCUUUUAAAUGAGAGAUUCUAACUCAGCAAACACUUAUACAGAAUAUGAACAGACAACCUUUCCCAAAUUUAGAGCCAUCCCUAUUGGCUCUUAUCAAUUUUUGUCUUGAAUAUAAUUGCAUUGUUAUAAAAUAAGUUUGUUUUCAAAUAAUAUUUCUACAGAGAACUCCAAAGAAAUAUCAGAUUUUGAAAUUUUAAUUAUUUUUCACAUAUUAAUGUAAGAUUUUAUUUUUCCAGUCCAUUUUAUUAAAAAUCUUGUGCCUAAUCGUAAAAGUCAAGUUAUCUUGUGAAAAUUAUUUUGACAUAUAGUGCAAUCUCUCCAAUAUCUCCACCUUUUUAAUUGAAAGAUGUGAAAUGCAAAUGAUAAAUCAACCAUCAAUGAGAUUCUUUCCAUUUGUAAUUAUUAUCAGCUCCACCGACAUAAUUUGAAAUUCCCAUUAGAACCAAUUCUCUUUCUUCUUGUUCCUUUGAGCCUCAUUUUACUAGUUUGUGAAGUUGGGGCUAGUUCUGUUACUGCACAGAUUAUGACAAAUGUAGAGAGUCAACACAUGGCCCAUUAAUGAAAUAUUUAUCAUUACUAGAUUUAUAAUGGAAAGUUUACCUACUUGAUGGUAUCAGUGCAAGGAACCAAUAGUAUCAGAAAAUAAGUAUCCACUGAUUCAUUGGAUGCUGAAAUUAUUUUAUGAAGAAUAUUGAAUGCAAAUAAUGAAAGCAUUCACCAAGUACAGAAAUACAAAUGUUACCACAUAGAUAUACUUUAUUUAUUAGGUUGUUCACAGUUUAAUGGAUUCACUGUUCACUGUAUUGGAAGGAGCACAGAAUCAGCUGAACUAGCAUUCCACAGAAGCAUUCUUUUAUUAUUUUCCUUCUCUGGGCUGCUAAUUGAGAAACAGUUGGAUGCCUAUGCUGAAAAAUUGCAUUUCUAUUAACUUUAAUGAUUUGGAUUCUAUAAUGUGCUGGUGACAUCUACACUGGGAGUUUUCACUCGUCAGUCUUUUUGUUGAUUAGCAGAUGGCUUAUUCUGCAAUUUUUGAAAUUUACUGGCAAGAACUGUUUUAUAAGAAGAUUUCUCAACAACAAUGCCUCUGUUUCAGGAAGAAAAGUUAUAUGGAGUGGCAAAAAACUAUACUCAAAGCCUGCAGGACAGACAUAUUUAAUGUGAAAUAUUUUUUGUUAAUGGCUUUAAUUCCAGCUUCCUAUGAUUAUUUAUAUAAAAUUAUAUCUUUGCAUUAUGUUUCAAAAAGAAGAUCUGCUCUCCUCCCUCUUGCCCAAGCCCAACUAUAAGGACCAAUCCAAACCGCUCACAGCCAGAUCACCUUUAGCCCUGAUGUUACACAAACCUUUUACUGUAGCAUUCAAAAUUCAGGGAAAAGAAAACAUUAACUUUAUUCAGUCUGGAAUCUGCUGUAAAAUGUAGCAUUUAUUUUUGCAUGGUUCUACAGUGAGGCAGAAAAGUUUCAUAUAUUUACAAAUAGCAAAUAGAAAUAUAUCUGUGCAAAUCUAGAAAAAUAUGUACAAUUCUAUUAGUGUGAUUUUUGUAUUUCAUUUUGAUUGUACAGAAUUGUUUGAUUUGAUGUUAUAAAGAUGAACAACUUUACUCCAACUCCUAUCAUUUGCUUUUUCCUUCCAAAUUUGAGCUUAAUCAGAAAUGAAUAUUUCAUACCUGAAGUACCAGUCUGUCAAUGUGUGUGGAUGAUUAUAGUUUACUGCUGUUUUAUGUAAUCCAUAAAGUGUUUGAAGCAAAUAUGUCAUGUGUAUCUCAACUAAAAAUUCCAAUUUUGUGGUGUUUUUAGUAUUUCAUCUUCAGUUUAUGAUAAAACUUUAGAUUGUUUACAGAAAAUGUAUUUAAUUUGUAAAAACAAAGAAAUCUUGAAAGCUCUA